CAGCGCGCUCCCAGCCCCGCCGACCACAUCUGGCUGCUACCCGCCCUUGUUUCCGCUGCAUCCAGACUUCCUCCAGUGGUGGCUGAAGGCUGUGCAUCUGGGACUUUAAGUAUACAAAGGGAUUGCCAGGACCCGCGAGCACCGGCGGCGGCGGCGGCGGCGGGGGUUGGGACUCGGGACCCCAUCAUGAGCUCCUGAGCCUGGCAAAGCCGAGGCAACAGACUAGGGCUCCCUCGAAACGCGGUGCGGACAGGCACCAGCUAGUCCCGGACGCCGGUACGCACCGAGCCAGCUACCCCAGGGUGACGCUCGGGGUCCCGGGAGCACCGCAAUGGAGGCACAAGGAGCAUGGGGAGCCCUCGCCAGCGCUCUGCGGGCGUUCUGCGUCCUGAGCUGCCUUCUGGGUCGCGCCAUCGCCGCACCGUCGCCCAUCAUCAAGUUCCCUGGCGAUGUCACCCCCAAAACGGACAAAGAGUUGGCAGUGCAAUACCUGAACACCUUCUAUGGCUGCCCCAAGGAGAACUGCAACCUGUUUGUGCUUAAGGAUACCCUCAAGAAGAUGCAGAAGUUCUUUGGGUUGCCUCAGACAGGUGACCUCGACCAGAACACCAUCGAGACCAUGAGGAAGCCACGCUGUGGCAACCCAGAUGUGGCCAACUAUAACUUCUUUCCCCGCAAGCCCAAGUGGGACAAGAACCAGAUCACAUACAGAAUCAUUGGUUACACUCCCGACCUGGAUCCUGAGACAGUGGAUGAUGCCUUCGCUCGGGCCUUACAAGUGUGGAGCGAUGUGACUCCACUACGCUUUUCUCGCAUCCAUGAUGGGGAAGCUGACAUCAUGAUCAACUUUGGCCGCUGGGAACACGGAGACGGAUACCCCUUUGAUGGCAAAGACGGGCUCCUGGCGCAUGCCUUUGCCCCAGGCACUGGUGUUGGAGGAGACUCUCACUUUGAUGAUGAUGAGCUGUGGACCCUGGGGGAAGGGCAAGUGGUCCGGGUGAAGUACGGGAAUGCCGAUGGGGAGUACUGCAAGUUCCCCUUCCUGUUCAGUGGCCGAGAAUACAACAGCUGCACUGACACUGGCCGCAGUGACGGCUUCCUCUGGUGCUCCACCACCUAUGACUUCGAGAAGGAUGGCAAGUACGGCUUCUGCCCCCAUGAAGCCCUGUUCACCAUGGGUGGCAAUGCUGAUGGACAGCCCUGCAAGUUCCCGUUCCGCUUCCAGGGCACCGCCUACAACAGCUGCACCACAGAGGGCCGCACGGACGGGUAUCGCUGGUGUGGCACCACUGAGGACUAUGACCGAGACAAGAAGUAUGGGUUCUGCCCGGAGACCGCCAUGUCCACUGUGGGUGGGAAUUCGGAAGGCGCCCCAUGUGUCUUCCCCUUCACCUUCCUGGGCAACAAGCAUGAGAGCUGCACCAGUGCUGGCCGGAGCGAUGGGAAGAUGUGGUGCGCAACCACCACUAACUAUGAUGAUGACCGGAAGUGGGGUUUCUGCCCUGACCAAGGAUACAGCCUGUUCCUCGUGGCAGCCCAUGAGUUUGGCCAUGCCAUGGGGCUGGAACACUCACAGGACCCUGGGGCCUUGAUGGCACCCAUCUAUACCUACACCAAGAACUUCCGCUUGUCCCAUGAUGAUAUCAAGGGAAUUCAGGAGCUCUAUGGGGCCUCCCCUGAUGCAGACACUGACACUGGCACUGGCCCCACCCCUACACUGGGACCUGUCACUCCUGAGAUUUGCAAACAGGACAUUGUCUUUGAUGGCAUUGCCCAGAUUCGUGGUGAGAUCUUCUUCUUCAAGGACCGGUUUAUUUGGCGGACAGUGACACCACGUGACAAGCCCAUGGGCCCCUUGUUGGUGGCGACAUUCUGGCCUGAGCUCCCAGAAAAGAUAGAUGCUGUGUACGAGGCCCCACAGGAGGAGAAGGCUGUGUUCUUUGCAGGGAAUGAGUACUGGGUCUAUUCUGCCAGCACCCUGGAGCGAGGGUACCCCAAGCCCCUGACCAGCCUGGGGUUGCCCCCUGAUGUCCAGCGCAUAGAUGCGGCCUUUAACUGGAGCAAGAACAAGAAGACAUACAUCUUCGCUGGAGACAAAUUUUGGAGAUACAAUGAGGUUAAGAAGAAAAUGGAUCCUGGCUUCCCCAAGCUCAUUGCAGAUGCCUGGAAUGCCAUCCCUGAUAACCUGGAUGCUGUCGUGGACCUGCAGGGCGGUGGUCACAGCUACUUCUUCAAAGGUGCUUAUUACCUGAAGUUGGAGAACCAAAGUCUGAAGAGUGUGAAGUUUGGAAGCAUCAAAUCGGACUGGUUGGGCUGUUGAGCUUGCCCCACUCCUACAGGCCCUUGGUCUUCAUCACUCUGCACGCCAGGCCCAGAGCACUGGGGAGGGACAUGAAGGAACUUGGCAGCUCUUACCUUCAGCUCUGCAGUUAAUCACCCUCACCUGGUGAUUUAAGAUUUCAGAGAAUGGUUUAUUUUGGUGUCCAAAGACAGGUGCUGAUUGUACCCGUCCCAAGUGCUCCUUCUCUCGUCCAUCCCCUAAGAGAUGCUUGGAUGUUCUCAAUGCAGCCCUUCGUUGGGCUGCCCUGGUGCUCCAUAUUUGAGGUUUUUCUCCUUCCACAACCUUCUAUAGCUCACAGCAUACUUGGAACCAAUAGAGGCUGUCUUAAGAGGGCACUGGUGGCCUAGCAGCCUUGCAUGAGGCAAUGGGAUAGAGGCAUGACCAGGGGACACCAGAGACACCAUGCCUCUUAUGGCUGGCUACCUUAGUGCCUUCCCUACAUUAGCAGUUUGCUUCGUGUGCACUUUGUUCAUUUCUUUCAACCUGUUCAGUUUUCUACUAUAUUCCAUUUCUUGACAGAAGGGCUCAGGUUGUCUGAUGUCACUGCACAAAGCAUUGCAGUCCACUUAGCAAUGGUUUCCUUGUUCAGUCUAUUUAGGAUAUCCUACCCAGUCACUUCCUCCACUGGAUGGAGGAGAACCAAGUCAGCAUGGCUUCCUGCUCAGCCCUCUCUGCCUCUCCCGUCAAUAGUUCCCCAUGGGAAAUGGUAACCAGUAUAAAUAAAGACACCAAUUGAGUGGCA
This is a messenger RNA of Nannospalax galili (Upper Galilee mountains blind mole rat), 3083 nucleotides long. RefSeq names its product matrix metallopeptidase 2 (gene Mmp2). Gene Ontology annotation, biological process: proteolysis; extracellular matrix organization; tissue remodeling. Gene Ontology annotation, molecular function: zinc ion binding; metalloendopeptidase activity. Lineage: Eukaryota; Metazoa; Chordata; Mammalia; Rodentia; Spalacidae. Gene Ontology annotation, cellular component: extracellular matrix. The transcript has 13 exons. The coding region runs from base 332 to 2320 and encodes 662 amino acids. The record is from RefSeq and is a predicted model, not a curated record.